Messenger RNA from Scomber japonicus (chub mackerel), 1959 nucleotides. RefSeq names its product O-acyltransferase like (gene oacyl). The record is from RefSeq and is a predicted model, not a curated record. The transcript is spliced from 15 exons. The coding region runs from base 13 to 1959 and encodes 648 amino acids. Gene Ontology annotation, molecular function: acyltransferase activity, transferring groups other than amino-acyl groups. NCBI's taxonomy places the organism in Eukaryota, Metazoa, Chordata, Actinopteri, Scombriformes, Scombridae.
UCUGAAAGAUGUAUGAUGGAUACCAACACUUUCCUCUGGGAAAUUAACCAGGACAGGCCAGAGGAAUAUGCUGUUCUCAUGUAUGAUGCAUUUGGGAAGAUGGGUAGCAAUGUUGAAGGAGGGAACACCAACCAGCCUGGCUUGCUGCAGCAGUGUCACUCUGCCCACAGUCCCACCUUCUCUGGAAAGUACUGCCAAGUGUUCCUUAGGCAGGGAACAAUCCAAUACUUUGUGGGUAUUUGUGUUCCUGACUCCUGCAAGGAAGAGGAGGUACAACUGCUGGUGCUGCAUGGGAGAUUUCAGUUUGGUCAGAUGUCCCUUAUUCCUCCUUUACCUCCCAUCCUGGUCAAUCAGUCUACUCAGGAGAUGAUCAUGACUCACUGCUUGUCUAACAAUAUUGCACCCGAUGCAUCAGAUGUCACCUGCCUGUUUGUGUGUUGCAUAAUGGUAGCGAUUCCUCUUGCUGCUACCCUGUUCACAGCUAUAAUAAGGUGGCAACAGAAGAGAGAGGUCAGUCCAACAGUGGAGUCUUCCUGUUUAAACUCUGGACUCAACCCUUAUGGGACCAUGAAGACCAAUGGCUCCUCUAGUGGUGAAAUAAAUAGUAGAACAUCAGAAGAAAAUGGUAACACCAGGGACAGAUCACUGUGUUUUCCUCGGAGCUGUGUGCACCGGUGCCUUCAGGCAUUCUCUCUACAGAUUACCAGCCAGGGUGUCUUAAGCACUUCCUCAUCCAUCCCAGGAGGAGGCUACUCCUCCCUGAAUGGCAUCCGUGUUCUCAGCCUGUUCUGGAUUAUAUGUGGACACUCUGCACAGUUCCCUGUAAUAAACAAUCUGGAUAACUAUAAAAACUGGAGGAAAACAGUUGAAAGAAACCCUCUGUAUGUUUUAACCAUUAGUGGACCUGUUUUUCUGGCUGUGGACACCUUCCUACUGCUGGGGGGUCUGCUUAGUGCCAGGUCUCUGCUGGGCUCCAUCCACAGAGCUGAGGACAAACUGAGUCCCAGUUUGGUGGCCGAGUACCUCUUCAAGAGGAUUAAAAGGGUUCAACCACUGCAUCUGUUCAUUAUGUGUCUAACUAUUGGGCUAAUCUCUGUGGUCCAAUGGGGACCCUAUUGGUUCCCAUUUAUCGACACAUUGAUGGACUGUAAGACGUACUGGUGGGCUAAUUUACUAUUGAUUAGCAAUCUCCUCCCGGUCCAUGAGAUAUGUGUUCCUUGGACAUGGUACCUGUCUCUUGACUUCCAGUGUUAUGCCACCACCCCUCUGCUGGUCUAUUUGUACAGACUGAACCGAGGUGUGUUUUCAGUUGUGGCAGGAGGUCUCCUGUUGAUGACCACUGCGGCUGGUGCUGUUAUUACCGCACUUCUGCAGCUGCCAGUCUUCCAGCCGUCUACACUGACAUCUGAGCAUUACGUCUUGUAUUACUAUGUGAAGCCCUACACCAGAUAUGGGCCGUUUUUAAUAGGAAUCUUGACUGGAAUAUACCUGACUACAAGGAAAGAUCGGCUAUUAAAGCAAAAGUGGCAGGCAGCACUUGGGUGGGUCGGCUGUCUGUCUCUCAUGGCUGUGUUGGUUGGACUGGCCUACAUCCUCAGGGAGACCCCGACCUAUCCCUCGCUACCACAUGCCCUCUACCAGGGACUGCACAGACCACUCUGGGCUCUGGCUGUGACCUGGAUCAUACUGGCCUGCGAGGAGGGCUACGGAGGUUUCAUUAAGAGCCUCUUGUCAUUCGGUCUCUGGGUUCCUCUUUCCAACAUUAGUUUUGCCUGCUACCUAACACACCCUGUCUUCAUCAUCCUCUACAUUGGCCUGCAAGAGACCCCAAUCCACUACACAGACAUCAACUUUAUGUACAUGUUCCUUGGCCACCUGGUGCUCACAUUUGUGGUGAGCUAUGUAUUUACUGUGCUGGUUGAGAAGCCUUACCUCCUCCUAAAAUGGAGCAGUGCAUAG